This is a messenger RNA of Exophiala viscosa, 2041 nucleotides long. RefSeq lists its product as uncharacterized. The transcript has 5 exons. Lineage: Eukaryota; Fungi; Ascomycota; Eurotiomycetes; Chaetothyriales; Herpotrichiellaceae. Bases 130 to 1980 code for a protein of 616 amino acids. Gene Ontology annotation, molecular function: 3'-5'-RNA exonuclease activity; mRNA binding. The record is from RefSeq and is a predicted model, not a curated record.
GCAAGUGGAUGUGGGAUAAGUUCAGUUCCUUUAGACACAGUGGAAAUCCCGUCUAUAUUCCAUCCGAAGCCUGCGAACCCUCUGUACCAUCCACUUACGUGAAAUAUACAUCGAUCUGACAAACCCACCAUGGCCACUACCGCUCCACCGACGCCGAAGCUUGACCGUUAUGUGGUCAUCCACGUGGCGACGACUUGUGAUGAACAUGGCGUCUAUGUGACCAAAGACUCUGCCGAAGUGAUCGAAUUGGGUUGGAUUCUGCUGGACAGCAAAACCUGUGAUGAGAUCUACCGUGAGAGUGUCCUGGUCAAGCCAGUGAACACACCCAUCACACCGCUUUGCACCAGCCUCACCACUCUGACUUGGGAACAUGUUCGCAAUGCCGGUUCCUUCCGGGAUGCGGUCACUCGAUUCGACCACUUUGCUCAAGAACAUCUUACAUCCAAGAACCUGGAGUUCUCCUUUGUGACACUCGAUGCCUGGGACUUGCGGGUUCAGUUGCCCCGAGAGGCUCGCGACAAGGCAGUCGUCCUACCCGCCUAUCUGCAACACUCCCGAACCUUCGAUCUGCGCUCAGAGUACGCCCGUUGGCAACAGCACCACCCCGAGUCCCUGCCGUUUGGCCCCAGCUCAUUAGCAAACAUUUGUGCUGCUCUGGAGGUGGAGCCUGUGCAAUCUUCGGCUCCAAUCAAGCACAACCUGCCUUUCCAUCUGCAGGCCCUGGCACCUGCCUCCCCCCGUCGGGCAAUGGAGGAAGCAGUCACUCUUGCCAGGGUUCUGCGAGGCCUCAUCCGGAAGUCACAGCCUGCGCAGGAACAUCCUGACGUCUUGACUCGCCCCAUGGACGCUCGAGCCGAUGUGAAUGCCUUUUUGAAAGAACGUAGCAAAGUCCUCCACAUGAACGGCCUGCCGCACGACACGACUCAGUCCGAACUCGAAAGCUGGUUUACUCAAUUCGGUGGACGACCCAUUGCAUUCUGGACUCUUCGUACUCCAGACCAGCAUAAGCCUACUGGUUCAGGAUUCGCGGUCUUUUCUUCUCACGAAGAGGCUGCCGAAAGUCUCUGCAUGAACGGACGCGCUCUCAACGAAAAGGCCAUCGAGGUCUCGCCUUCCUCAAGCCGAGUCCUCGAUCGUGCCGCAGAAAUACUGACACCUUUCCCGCCGAGUAAGAACAGGCCAAGACCAGGUGAUUGGAACUGUCCUUCUUGUGGCUUCUCCAACUUUCAACGCCGGACUGCAUGCUUCCGAUGCUCCUUCCCUGCAGCGGGUUCUGGUGGUGGUGACCCAUAUGGCGGCGGUUACAAUGCCUACGGUUAUGGACCACCCCAGAUGAUGGGACAUCAUCCUCACAUGGGCGGACACCAUGGCCACGGCAUGGGACAUCAUGGACGGGGUGGAGCUGGCCCUGUUCCUUUCCGUGCUGGCGAUUGGCGAUGUGGUGCAGAGGGAUGCCAGUACCACAACUUUGCCAAAAAUGUCAACUGCCUGCGUUGUGGUGCUCCACGCUCGGGUGCGGCUAUCGUCGUUGAUUCAUCGUUCCCAUCACCAAUGGGACCACCUUCUGAGUUUGGCAUGGGACCAGGUUCGAUGGCUAGCACUCCGGGUCCAGCUCCGUAUGGUGCUGGAGGAGCUGCAUUUGGCUCGGGUGCUGCCUUCGGUCAGCCACCACCAAAUCAGUACGGUUUGCCGUCUGGUAUGGGAGGUCCUGGUGCCGCCUUCCCUCAGAUGGGUGGUAUGACUCCUGGUUACGCAUCCAGCAACCUGUCUCAUUCCUCCUUCGGUCCUGCUGCUCAAGCCGCUUUCAGUGGCGCGGCCGACAACAUGGCCCCUGGCCCACAGAAUGGUUUUUACGGGAAUGAACAGAACGCCGAUCCAUUCGCAUUCCUCUCCGCUGGUCUCGGCAACCUUAGUGUGGGUGACGAGAACCAGAAUCCUCGUCGUAACGGUGGCCCUCAAAGCGCGAAAAGUCCGGCUUAAUUCAUCAAAAAGACCUGGAUUUGCAUUAUCCCAGUGUCGUUCCCCGGCGUAAACUUCUUGA